CAUGCAGGUCUUCUUCUCCUCAUACAUACAUGCUCUGCCCCCUACUGCGCGCCUGCUGACCUACCCCCUCACGAGGAGUGGUGGCUGCUGUUGAAGAGAAACAACACUUCUGAACCCCAGCAGCUGGUAGUGUUAAACGCCUUUUCUGAGUGUUUUAACAACCACGAAAAAAAGUCUUGAGGAUGGAUCCGCUGGUUGCUGCGAUAGACCAGGGCACGAGCUCCACACGGUUUCUGGUGUUCAACGCCAAAACCGCAGAGCUGAUGAGUCAACACCAAGUAGAGAUCAAGCAGAGUUUCCCCAAGGAGGGCUGGGUGGAGGAGGACCCCAAAGAGAUCAUGAGGUCGGUCUAUGAGUGCAUGGAGAGGACAUGUGAGAAACUCAGCCUGCUCAACAUCGACAUCUGCAACAUCAAAGCCGUGGGGGUGACCAAUCAGAGAGAGACGACCCUGGUCUGGGACAAAGAGACUGGAGAGCCUCUCUACAACGCCAUUGUUUGGCUGGACCUGCGCACACAGUCUACUGUGGAGAGUCUCAUCAACAAAUCCCCAGGCAAAAACAAGAACCACCUCAAGGUGAGUCACAAGACGGGCCUUCCCAUCAGCACCUACUUCAGUGCAGUGAAGCUCCGCUGGCUGCUCGACAACGUGGAGAAAGUGCAGCAAGCCGUGCGGAGUCAGCGCGCAAUGUUUGGAACGGUGGAUUCCUGGAUCAUCUGGUGCCUGACGGGGGGCAACAGCGGAGGGGUCCACUGCACAGACGUCUCAAACGCCAGCCGCACCAUGCUCUUCAACAUCCACAGCAUGGACUGGGAUCCUGAGCUCUGCAGGUACUUUGAUGUCCCGAUGGAAAUCCUCCCCACUGUCAGAAGCUCCUCUGAAAUCUAUGGCUGGAUGAAAUCCGGCUCUCUUGCAGGAGUUCCAAUCUCUGGGUGUCUUGGCGACCAGUCGGCUGCCCUGGUUGGUCAGAUGUGUUUCAACGAAGGCCAGGCAAAAAACACGUAUGGGACCGGCUGCUUCAUGCUCAGAACUACAGGGACCAAGCCUCUGACGUCGCACCACGGCCUGCUGACCACAGUUGCCUACAAACUGGGAAAAGAUGAGCCUGCCUGCUAUGCACUCGAGGGUUCUGUAGCCAUUGCCGGGGCCGUGGUGCGAUGGCUGAAGGACAACCUGGGCAUUGUACAGUCCUCCUCAGAGAUCGAGAAGCUAGCAGCUGCAGCCGGCACAUCUUACGGCUGUUACUUUGUGCCGGCCUUCUCUGGACUCUACGCCCCCUACUGGGAGCCCAGUGCACGAGGAAUCAUCUGUGGGCUCACUCAGUUCACCAACAGGAACCACUUGGCUUUUGCUGCCCUUGAGGCCGUCUGCUUUCAGACCAAAGAGAUCCUGGAUGCGAUGAACCAGGACAGCGGCGUCCCUCUGACCCAGCUGCAGGUGGACGGAGGCAUGACGUCCAACAGACUCCUGAUGCAGCUGCAGGCCGACAUCCUCUGCAUUCCCGUAGUGCGACCCACCAUGUCGGAGACCACAGCUCUGGGUGUAGCCAUGGCAGCGGGGGCAGCAGAGGGGGUGGGGGUGUGGAACCUAAGCCCCAGUCAUCUGCCAAACGUCACUACUGAGAAAUAUGAACCUCAGAUCAACCCUGACGAGAGCGAGUUCCGCUUCUCUCGCUGGAAGAAAGCCGUCCAGAGAUCCAUGAACUGGGAGACCAACGAGCCCUGCUGCAAUACCAACGGUGUAGGCAAGAAGAUGAACGGCACUCCCUGGGGGGUGCCUCCCCCUCCCCCCCACAUCAGAGCAGACCCCUAAGAUCCCCAGCUGUAAGUGUGGAACGGAGCCGUGAGGCCACUGGAAGAGGAAAUGUGCUCCCAGGGAAUAAUGGACUUGAAGGCUACUUGAUGCAGUCAUUUGGGCUGAUGUAGCUAGCAGUAGGACCGCACAACUGACUACAGAAUCAAGAGCCACACAACCUGGGGAGAUUUUGUAGCAACUACGGAACCGUUUUUGGAUUUCUGGAAUUUUUGUCUUUCUUUUCUGAAAAGAAAGUGUUCUUUAAGUGUCCUUUUUAUGAACUAUGAAUUAGCCUUAUUCGACUUGUUAGGCAUAGGAAACUCAGGUGUUCGUAGCAAACAGGCACACUACUGUACCUCAUCACUGUGACUAAAGAGAUACUGUGUUUUUAAUUGUUGUGUAUCUUAAUGUCUUCGUGCCUCUUUAACUUUGGGAUGCACAAGAUUAGCGGGAUUAAUUCUUGAAAAAGUUUACUGCUCAGCAUCUGUCCUGCUGGUGGGGUUCGUGUUUUGAACUAAAAAGUGACCUAUCUCCUGAGUUAAAGGUAUCAGGAACUAUUCCUUGAUGAUUUUUCUAGAUUGAGGGGAAACUUGCUCAAAUGUUAGCACACACAUUUGCAUUAAGAACUGACGUCUAGCUGCAGGCAAUCUCACAACAGCACUUUAUAAUUUAUCCUGUGUAUAAUGACGAUUGUGAGCCAGGCAGGAUUUUUAACACAGGGUUUUUAAGCAGAUUGUUUAGGAGGGAUUUUUAGUUUAAGGAAUGGACUUUAAGUUGAUCAUUUGCAUCUGAGACUGAAGGAAGCCCCUUUACAAUCUAUUAAAACAUCAUGGUACUACAAUUGCUUCCUUGUAUUUUAAUCUUUAAUCAGUUAUUAAUAAACAGACAUCCUGAAUGAUGACACCUCAA
Messenger RNA from Eleginops maclovinus (Patagonian blennie), 2702 nucleotides. Its product is annotated as glycerol kinase-like. Bases 183 to 1811 code for a protein of 542 amino acids. The transcript has 20 exons. Gene Ontology annotation, molecular function: glycerol kinase activity. Gene Ontology annotation, biological process: phosphorylation; triglyceride metabolic process; glycerol-3-phosphate biosynthetic process. Gene Ontology annotation, cellular component: mitochondrion. Lineage: Eukaryota; Metazoa; Chordata; Actinopteri; Perciformes; Eleginopidae. The record is from RefSeq and is a predicted model, not a curated record.